Molecule: messenger RNA, 1910 nt
Organism: Oryzias melastigma (Indian medaka)
Lineage: Eukaryota; Metazoa; Chordata; Actinopteri; Beloniformes; Adrianichthyidae
Gene: lad1
Product: ladinin
Exons: 14
Coding region: 120-1445 (441 amino acids)
Molecular function (GO): structural molecule activity
Source: RefSeq, a predicted model, not a curated record
UCGCGCGCAGGGUAAAGGUGGAUUGCUUUGGUCUCGCUGUGUCUGACAUCUGUCCGCUGACAUUCAAUUCACCUGCGUCUUUGACGGGAUUGGGAACGAAUCCGUUGGAUUUUUCCAAGAUGUCCAUCAGCCGGAAGAACUGGUCGGCUUUAUCCAGCCUGGCACGCCAGUGGACGAUGGAGGAUGAGGAGGAGGCAGAGCGUGAGAGGAGGCGAAGGGGGAAGAGCAUCACCACGGCUGAGCCAGAUGUGGACUCCAGCCCUGAACCCAAAAACCAGUCAUCUGCCAGUGACAGUGUCCCCGGGACAGAGUCCUCUCAGGGGUCCCAGGACAUCAGCAGUGUGCAGCAGAUGCAGCUGGACUUUGUGGAGAUGCUGCGAGUGCGUGAUGAGAAGCGGAGAAUGCGUCACGUGGAAAUACUGCGACAGCAGAAAGAGGAGGAGGACGAUCCUGAGGGAAGCGGGAGAGGAGGAGAUGAGGGGGGUGUCAGCCUGGCUCUUCUCGGGGGGCUGGAUGAGGAGAAGGACAGUGUGUUCAAUCCACAACCACCUGUGAAAACGUCCACGAGUAGCAAAACUAAAACCACCACGGAAAGCAGACAGCAUGAAAAUGGAAAAGUGUCGCACCGACCUCCAGAUCCUGAUGUCAUACCAGCAUCAAGCUCGUCUCGAAAGUUUGUCAGUUCUGUAUCCAUCUCACUAGACAACUCAUCUCCUUCUGCCAGCGGGCAGACGACUCCCACACAUCCGUCCUCCCCGAUGGGCCGAUCGUCGCCUCAGGAACACUGGAGUCCCUCGACGCGAGAAAGCCGAAGCCCCGUUCAGAACGGCCACACGGUGGAGACCAGCCAGCAUGACUCUUCCUCCAAAGGAGACUCUGAACAGACCGCUAAAGCUCCUUUCGUCAGACAGAGCUCCAGGACUUUAUCUUUCAGGAUGAUGAAAAAAAAAGAAGAAGAGAAAUCGCCUCUGCAGCGGAGCUCAAGUGUUAGAAUUGUGUCCAAGAAGUUUGAGUCCAGCAAGGAGCCAGACGACAAUGAGGACAAAGCAUCUUUCCAGAGAAACUCGAGGCAGAGGAUUUCCUCCAGAUCUAUCAAGGAGAAGAUGGAGAGGCUGGCUCAGGCUGCACAGAAAUCCGAGGCGUCUCGCUCUCCAGAUGUGACCCAGAGGACUCUGUUCCUGCUAGAGGAAGUCUCAAGGAAGAGAACCCUUUUUGAAAAAGACGAGCCGGCACAGAGCCUCACCAGUCCUGGGGCUUCCAGAAAUGAUUUUAAAAGUUUCACAUCAGGAAUGUCAGAACGGAUCAACCGCUUUAAGUCCAACCAAUCUGGAUCCUCACUCAGCCCUGACUUGAGACAUGUGGACAUCAGCAGUAAGAGAAGCCUGUUUGAGAACAGAGGAGAGGACGCUGCUCCAAAGACCAGCCCUGGAAAAACCUACAAAUAAAGAAACCACAUUUGCAAUAUCCAACAGAAAAGGUGGAGAUAUGGAAACCUGCUGGAUGACACACCUUCAAAGCACAAUAAAAACAGUUAAAAAUAUGUGGAGUGUAUCUUUAGCUGAAUCAUCUUUCACAUUUAAAAGUCUUUCAUUGCAUACUUUCGCUCAUCUUUUUAAUGUUUGAACUGUUUUACAUGCUGGAAGUGCAGAGGAUAUAAAUCUGACAGCUAUUAAAGGAGUGAAAAUGUAAGUGGUUAUCAAACCCCACUGACAAAUGGUUUUGUUUGAAGCUGUGCUGCUGUUUGACUUUUACUUUCCAGGCACUCUGAGCUGGUUAAAGGCCUCAGGAUAUUAUUGCACCAGCAUUUAUUGCCAAAACUUUCUUUUUUCCAUUUCCCGAUCUGCCUCUUUUAUCUGUACUUUUGUACAAAAUUCUGCUUUUCUGAAGAAUAAAAAUGUUUUCCUACUAAA